Messenger RNA from Ipomoea nil (Japanese morning glory), 2442 nucleotides. Its product is annotated as protein FAR1-RELATED SEQUENCE 5-like. The transcript has 3 exons. Gene Ontology annotation, biological process: regulation of DNA-templated transcription. Gene Ontology annotation, molecular function: zinc ion binding. The coding region runs from base 1 to 2442 and encodes 813 amino acids. Lineage: Eukaryota; Viridiplantae; Streptophyta; Magnoliopsida; Solanales; Convolvulaceae. The record is from RefSeq and is a predicted model, not a curated record.
AUGGGCAAGUUCGAAGCAAUGAACUUGGAGUUAAUGAGGAACAAGAUGGCUAAAAAGGAAAAGCUUGGACCUUUAAGGUACACGGAAAAGAAGAACCACGUUGUUGGUAAGUCGUCUGACCCUGUGAGACGUGAAGAAGUUGGGAAGUAUCUGGUAAAGGAGGGAAACUUAUACCUUAGCCGGCACACCCUGAAAGUGAUGGCUAACAUGAAGACUUUCGUACGUUCGGGAUCGAUUCAAGGUUGUGUUAUUGACGUGUCUCCCGAUGGAACUAAGUUCUGGACUCCUUCGUGUGAUGAGGUGGUUAGGCCUUUUGAGGGGCAGCUUUUUCCUUCUCUUGCUCACGGUAUUGUUUUUAAUCGCCAGUAUGGGUCUCUUUUUGGUUUUGACGUACGUUGUAGUUCAGUGCGUAAGAAUAGGGAGGGUGUGGUUGUAAAAAACUUGUUGGUUUGUUCGCGUGAGGGAUUCAAGCCAGGGGGGCAUGGACCCGGUGUUGUGAAUGGUGCGUUGGAUCAACCAGCUGUGGCUCUAAAGUGCCGGCGUGUUUCGAAUAUAGUGGGUUGCAAAGCUAGGAUGUUGUUGAAGAUGGUUGACGAUGGGGUUUUUGUGGUUCAUUUCAUUGAGCACCGACAUAAUCAUUGUCUUUGCUCGGAUGUGGCUAGGCCGUUCCUGCGGGUUAAUCGUUCCAUAGAUGUUCAAUACCAAAUUUUUAUGCUUAAGUGUGCCAGGGCCAACGUUGGGCCUAAUAGGUCAUUUCGCUUGGCUAGGGAGUUUGCGGGGUCAUAUUCCAAUGUUGGUGCGACAUGUGUGGACUUUAAAAACUUGAAGCGUGACUUUAUGGCGUAUAUUGGCACUUCUGAUGCUCAUGUUGUUGUGAAAAAAUAUGCUAAGAAGGUAGAAGAUUGCCCAGACUAUUUCUUUAAAUAUGAUUUGGAUUCUGAGGAUCAGUUACGGAGGGUGUUUUGGGCUGACCCUAUUGCGAAGGAAAAUUAUUUAACUUUUGGCGAUGUGGUGUCGUUUGAUGCGACUUAUGGUACUAAUAGGUAUGGUAUGGUAUUGGUUCCAUUUACUGGUGUUGAUAAUCACAAGAGAGGCGUCACGUUUGCAAUUGGUUUGAUUUCUCGUGAAGAUGUGGAUUCUUAUGUGUGGCUUCUUCAACAAUUUAAAUCUGCAAUGGGUUGUGUGCCUAGUUUCACUAUCAGUGACCAAGAUCCUUCGAUGCGGAUUGCAGUCCCACAGGUGUUUGGUACUAUGCGCCACAGGUUUUGUAUGUGGCAUAUAAUGUCAAAGGUUGGUGAGAAGGUUGGUAAUGUUCUAUCUAAAGACGAGGAGUUUCGACGUGCUUUGAAUGAUGUUGUUUGGAAUGAGACGUUGUCCGUGGAGGAGUUUGAGCGGGGUUGGCAGGACGUAAUGGAAAAGUAUAGCCUUGGUGAUCACCGGUGGUUUCGUCUAAUGUAUGAUCUGAGAUCGUAUUGGAUUCCUGCGUUUUUUAAUGAUCUUUUCAUGGGUGGGCUGCUUCGCACGACAUCCAGGUCCGAAGCUGUGAAUAGUGUGUUUGGUAGUUGCACAAACCAACAUAAUAGUUUGUCUGCGAUGUUCAACAAUUUUGAAGGGGCUAUUGAUGCUCAACGUGCGACGCAGGCCAAACUGAAUGCCGAAUGUGAGGGCCAUUUUCCUACUUCCGAGACUCCGUUGUUGAUUGAGAAGCAUGCGGCUGCAGUGUAUACUGUUAACAUUUUUUAUGAUGUUCAAGCCGAGGUUAUUGCGGGAUCUUUUUCGUGUCGUUCUGUUCGUUCAAAUGUUGAUGGGGUGGUAACCCGUUAUGAGGUGCAAGAUGGUGAUGAGUUGGUGCACACGGUGAUUUUUGACUCUGGUAAUAUUGUUGUGGAGUGCACGUGUAACAUGUUUACACGGGUUGAGUUACUUUGUCGUCAUAUUUUCUGGGUUUUCAAGGACCGCAAGGUUGUUUCUAUCCCUUCUCGGUAUGUUGUUUCACGUUGGACUAGGGGUGCUUGUGUGCGGCAGUUGUUGGGGGUUCAACGUCGGGGGUCGGCGGAUGUAGAUGUCGCUAUUGGUGAAGCUUGGGCAGAAUUCUUCUCAUGCAUGAUCAUCGCGUCACGGAGUGUUGAUAAUGUUAUGAAGCUGACUGCAUAUUUGAAAGAUUUCAACGCUAAUUUAUUGGCUGAGAAUGGUCCCAACGAUCCCUCUUCUUCUUCUUCUUCUAAGAAGCAACUUUUUGAGGUGUUUUGCGGUGCUUCGCUCGAUGGUGAAGUUCAUAUUCGUCCUCCUCCUAUCUCCAUUAACAAGGGUGGUGGCAAACGUUUCAAAAGUUCAAGGGAAUUAGCUAUUGAAAAGGCUGGACGUCGUCAACGACAAUGCCAAACUUGUGAAAAGUAUGGCCAUAAUAGUCAUACAUGCCCGAUGCGGAACGUAAACAUUUGA